UCUUGUCUUACCCUUUGGUUUCAAAUUCUAUCCACCGUGAAAUCAAUCAAUCCACAAACAAGAAACCAUCCUCUCUAAAUAAACCCUAAAUUCACCGUUUAAAGCUCUCCCUUCUCCCUAUCCACUUCCAUUGUUCUUCGUUAACCAAUUGCAUCUUUAUACCUUCUCGCUCGCACGCUCAUGAUUUCGUUUACCCAGGUCCUGUUGAGUAAAUGAUCCGGUGCUUAGGCUCCAGAAAAUGGUGUUGGUAACCCAUCAGUUGCAGGGUUCAUGUGUAGCUUUUCCUACGAAGCGUUUAGCAUGGAGCAAAGGGUUAAUAUUGAGGCGACAUGUAACAACAGUUCACAUGGUUGGGAAAACAGAGAGAGUUUCACCAUUAAAAUAUAAUUUUUCUUUAAGUAUAGGGGCUCCUUGUGUGCGUGGAGUAAAAGUAAAACCUGUAAAAAUUUCUGCCUUCAAGGGCACUGCCCAAAAUGAUGAAUCAGGAGGCAGGGCAAGUGAAUCAAAGAUUCAUAAAAAUUCUGUUAAACUUUCUUAUAUCCCAAAAGAGAGUGAGGAGACUGUAGUAGAAUCUUCAAAGGCACAUAAUGUUCCACUGCCAUAUGCCUCUGAAACUAAAGAGACUAUUGCAGGGUCCCCUGCUAUUCAGAGACUAUUCAAGAAAUGGUUGACAAAGUUGCAGACACAAUCUCCGUGUCAAGAGGUAGAUGAGGUUUUGGGAGAAAGGCCACCUCCAAAGGAGGUAUCUGAAACUAAUAUUGAGAUGCAGAACAGUGGAAGAGGUGAGACUUUAAAGGCGGUUUGGGGCCACUUUUGGGAUCUGGAUGCAACAGUAAAGAUACCUUUACUGAUCUUUGUCCCUUGGUACCUGGCAGUUAAUGUUGUUUAUGGGGCUCAAGUUUCAAAGGAGUUGAUUCCUUUAUGGGUGCUUGGGCCCAUAAUUAUUGCUUUGUACAUCAAGAUGCUCCGAUGGUUGUUUGGACUUUAUGUCUACUGCUUCAAGCAGACGGUUAAAGUAGUUAAGAAUUUGCCCACUUACUAUGGGGUGGCCUCUAAUUAUAUUUUCCAGGGGAAGCUUAAAGAAGAUUUUCGAGCUUGUGCCUGGCAACCUGUGGUGGACUUUAAGAACACAGAUUUUGAAGAGCUGACUAGAAGAAAUCUGAAAGUAAUGCAAGAAUGGAUGAUGGAGAAAUAUCUGGACUAUGUGGAAUCAAUAUGGCCCUUGUAUUGUAGAACCAUUAGGUUUCUAAAGAGGGCUAAUCUGAUAUAGAAUUGAUUGCUUUGAGAGAAGUCUUAGCCGAGUAGUAAGAUUGCAAUUAGAGUUUUCUUUCUGAAAAUGUGCCCAUCCCAAGUUGAAAAUUUAGAAAGAGAGCUACCAAACCCCAUUUUAGGAGGGGGAAGUGGGAGGUUUGUGGGUCAUUUAAAUCACAGUCGGCAAGUCAUGAUUAGGAAAGGCAAAUUGUCCAAUUUGUGUAAUUUUUUUGUAAGGUGAUGUUUGAUUAUUCUUGCUUGAGGAGCUUACUAUACAUUUCUUUUCCUCUUCAGUGGUAAACUGAGUUUCUAUAAUUAAAUGAGGUUUUAUUCAGUUCA
Mangifera indica (mango) is the source of this 1590-nucleotide messenger RNA. RefSeq lists its product as uncharacterized. The coding region runs from base 239 to 1270 and encodes 343 amino acids. Lineage: Eukaryota; Viridiplantae; Streptophyta; Magnoliopsida; Sapindales; Anacardiaceae. The record is from RefSeq and is a predicted model, not a curated record. The transcript has 5 exons.